Messenger RNA from Penicillium cinerascens, 510 nucleotides. RefSeq lists its product as uncharacterized. The record is from RefSeq and is a predicted model, not a curated record. Lineage: Eukaryota; Fungi; Ascomycota; Eurotiomycetes; Eurotiales; Aspergillaceae. Bases 1 to 510 code for a protein of 169 amino acids. The transcript has a single exon.
AUGGACCUUGGCAAGGGCCAUAUCAGCGAUAUGCUCCCGUGUCGAUCCAGCACAUCAUAUCUUGGGCCCAAGUGGAUACCCGGCAAUACCCUCCCCGCGAUAAUCGCCCAUAAAAAGAGAGUCCCAAAAAUGAUGGGUCUCUCUGUCACAUGUCUUGGCUCCAGCCAAAAAGGGGGUUAUUCAGGCCAAGGCGUCACUAUUGGUCGACUAUCACCCUUCCUGGUUUUCAAAACUUUCGACUUCGCCUUUCUUGGCUCCAGCGUCUCUGGCAUUUUGGUCGCACCAGCGCUGGCCUGGGCUACCCACGGUCAUUCCCAGGCGGCCAUGGCAAGUAUGCACGCGCUUGGCAGGUUAGCAAGCACCCCUCUCAAUUGCGCAAGUCUUUCCCGGGUUGAAGAAGGCGGGUCCGUCGCCAACCGAGCAAUGAAGCCUCGGAAGAUCCGCAGCCAGGAUGAGGGGGCCAAGACCCGUGCAAUGGCGGUGGAAUCUCACAGGCUUUUCCCUUCAUAG